Molecule: messenger RNA, 321 nt
Organism: Adineta ricciae
Lineage: Eukaryota; Metazoa; Rotifera; Eurotatoria; Adinetida; Adinetidae
Source: the annotation of a GenBank genome assembly
AUGCUAAUAAAAAUCGACAUGAACAAUGGAUAUCGAAGUGGUAAUUAUAAGGUAAAAGGUGCCUUUGUAGACAUCACACAUGUUUGUGAACAAACAGCUCGUCAAUAUGAACACAAUGCAAUUCCAAUGAGAGUUGUAAAACCUGGUAGAAAGCCAGAUCGACUAGAUCCUUCAUUUAUGUACAUGCAAAUUAUCAAAGAAUUCGAUGACGACUAUUACUACGAGACAUUUGUGAACAAUGAAAUCGAUCGGAAAGAAAGUGAAGGCAACUGGAGUAUGAAUAUCCACUUUGAAUUGUGCUCUGCCGGUGAUGAAUGGUGA